AUGGCUCGCGAGGGCACUCGAUCAGCGACCGGAAACUCCCGACCGAGAGUCUUCCCAACCGUCCCCGAGACGACCACCACAACUACAAAGAAGCGUGCUACGGCCAAUACUGGAGCAAAGAGAGGACCAAAGAAGGCUACUGCGACUAAGGGAGGCAAGCCUGCUGGCGUUACCAAGAAGGCAGCUCCUGCAAAGAAGCCAUCUGCUGCUACUAAGGCUAAGGGUCUGGUCAAGAAGGCUGAAGACGCUAUUACCGACACCCUUAAUAAGAAGGCUGCUGGCACCAAGAAGACCAAGGCCGCCGAUGUGACUGCUAGCAAGCCUGCCACUAAGGCCCGCGCAACAGGAAAGACAGCCGCGGCUAAGAAGUAG
This is a messenger RNA of Venustampulla echinocandica, 372 nucleotides long. RefSeq lists its product as uncharacterized. The record is from RefSeq and is a predicted model, not a curated record. Bases 1 to 372 code for a protein of 123 amino acids. The transcript has 4 exons. NCBI's taxonomy places the organism in Eukaryota, Fungi, Ascomycota, Leotiomycetes, Helotiales, Pleuroascaceae.